ACCUGCCCCCCGCCCCAACCAAUGUAGGGUGGGGUUGGGGGGCAGGGUGAUGAGUGCUCAGAAGUCAACGCGGAGAAUUUUCCUUCCUCCUCUCUUGAAGUUACCAACGAAAAAUUAGCGCCAGCAGGAGCAGCCUGCAGCUCUUCAGCUUCUCAGCUUCAGCGUAGUCAGACCGAGAAGGGGUUCCCGGUCCUGGGGGUGAAGGGGGAGCCGAGGACGCGGGCGGCGAUGUCCUAGGCGGGGACCGCCUCCCUCCAGCUCCGGGCGCCCAGCGUGCCGGCGCUUCUGGCGGCCGGCGGGCGGCGGCAGCGGCUGCGAUCCGCAGGCUCCAGAUCUGGCGUCCUGAGAUCCGCUCUCUCUCCCCCGCCCCCACUUACCUCCUGGCACCUUGAAACGCGAGUGGGACCCGGGGCACUUUGCAAAGAGCAGGAGGGACGAGGCAGCGAGCUAGCCGGCGGAGAGUGAGAGGGCGAGAGGAGAAGCGAGGGGGAAAGGAAGGACUCCGCGGCCGGAGGACUCGGAGCGCGCUGCCGGCGCGGGGAGCGCGCAGCGGCCUCCGAGGAGGAGGAGGAGGAGGAGGAGGUGGCGGCGCGGGCAGGCGACGGCGUCGCGAGCUGGGCAGCUGCGCUCGGCUUGGCGGUGGCGGACAGCGAGGGGUCACACGCACCGCCGAGAUGGACUGCUGAACCUGCGGGACUCCACGACCGAACUGGAACCGGGAGCUGGGCGCCAGCGCACCCAGGACACCGUGCCCUAAGGGGCCCCCUACUGCAAAGCUGCUAACUUCAAGUCCCUUGCUUCGGCUGGCACAAACACGCCCCCGCGUCCCGCUCCUAGCAGCCACUGCAAGCCUCCCGGUGGAGAUCAGCGCCUCUCGGGUGUCCCCACCCGCCACCCCGACUCUGCCCGGCCGCCAGCCACGGGCCCCCAGCAGACUCCGCCCGGCACUCGGCUUCCUCGAACUUGAUUUCUCACCUCCUCUGUCCCGUCACCUCCAUCCUCUUUCCUCCCCCGUCUCGCCUCCACCCCCUCGAUUUCCUCCUCCUCGCCCCCCAUUUCCACCCUCCUCCCCCUCCCCCGGCCACUUCGCUAACUUGUGGCUGUUGUGAUGCGUAUUCCCGUAGAUCCGAGCACCAGCCGGCGCUUCAGCCCCCCCUCCAGCAGCCUGCAGCCCGGCAAGAUGAGCGACGUGAGCCCGGUGGUGGCUGCGCAGCAGCAACAGCAGCAGCAGCAGCAGCAACAACAACAGCAGCAGCAGCAGCAACAGCAACAGCAGCAACAGCAGCAGCAGCAGCAGCAGCAGCAGGAGGCGGCCGCCGCAGCAGCAGCAGCGGCAGCGGCGGCGGCAGCAGCGGCGGCUGCAGUGCCCCGGUUGAGGCCGCCGCACGACAACCGCACCAUGGUGGAGAUCAUCGCGGACCACCCGGCCGAACUGGUCCGCACCGACAGUCCCAACUUCCUGUGCUCCGUGCUGCCCUCGCACUGGCGGUGCAACAAGACCCUGCCCGUGGCCUUCAAGGUUGUAGCCCUUGGAGAGGUACCAGAUGGGACUGUGGUUACUGUCAUGGCUGGGAAUGAUGAGAACUACUCCGCUGAGCUCCGAAAUGCCUCUGCUGUUAUGAAAAACCAAGUAGCCAGGUUCAACGAUCUGAGAUUUGUGGGCCGGAGUGGACGAGGCAAGAGUUUCACCUUGACCAUAACAGUCUUCACAAAUCCUCCCCAAGUGGCCACUUACCACAGAGCUAUUAAAGUGACCGUGGAUGGUCCCCGGGAACCAAGAAGGCACAGACAGAAGCUUGAUGACUCUAAACCUAGUUUGUUCUCUGACCGCCUCAGUGAUUUAGGGCGCAUUCCUCAUCCCAGUAUGAGAGUAGGUGUCCCGCCUCAGAACCCACGGCCCUCCCUGAACUCUGCACCAAGUCCUUUUAAUCCACAAGGACAGAGUCAGAUUACAGAUCCCAGGCAGGCACAGUCUUCCCCACCGUGGUCCUAUGACCAGUCUUACCCUUCUUAUCUGAGCCAGAUGACGUCCCCAUCCAUCCACUCCACCACGCCGCUGUCUUCCACACGGGGCACUGGGCUACCUGCCAUCACCGACGUGCCCAGGCGUAUCUCAGAUGAUGACACUGCCACCUCUGACUUCUGCCUUUGGCCUUCCUCUCUCAGUAAGAAGAGCCAGGCAGGUGCUUCAGAACUGGGCCCUUUUUCAGACCCCAGGCAGUUCCCAAGCAUUUCAUCUCUCACUGAGAGCCGCUUCUCCAACCCACGAAUGCACUACCCAGCCACCUUUACUUACACCCCGCCAGUCACGUCAGGCAUGUCCCUCGGCAUGUCCGCCACCACUCACUACCACACGUACCUGCCACCACCCUACCCCGGCUCUUCCCAAAGCCAGAGCGGACCCUUCCAGACCAGCAGCACUCCAUAUCUCUACUAUGGUACUUCGUCAGCAUCCUAUCAGUUCCCCAUGGUCCCCGGGGGAGACCGGUCUCCUUCCAGGAUGGUCCCGUCAUGCACUACAACCUCGAAUGGCAGCACGCUAUUAAAUCCAAAUUUGCCUAACCAGAAUGAUGGUGUUGACGCUGACGGAAGCCACAGCAGUUCCCCAACUGUUUUGAAUUCUAGCGGCAGAAUGGAUGAGUCUGUUUGGCGGCCAUAUUGAAAUUCGUCAGCCAUGGUCCAGUGGCAUGCAGGGGCCACAUCCCACAUGUGUUAAUAUAUACAUAUAUAAAAAGAGUGCCUAUAUAUGUAUAUCGAUUAGCUAUCUAGAAGAUUUCUCAUUCACCCCCUAGUCAUGAUCUUGCAACCCUAAGAGGGUGGGGACAAUCAUAACUGGGUUUCAUAUUGUUUACUAUUUAAGAGGUCCCUUUUACCAAGGAACAAAUGGUCAAAGGUGUUGUCUGGUCUGUUUUUGUAAGUGACCUGUUCCCAUGCCAAUUCAGAGAGGUGGACUCUGGGUCCGGGAAGGAGAAGGGCCACUUCCUCCCUGUGCUUUGAAACCACAGGCCUCUGCUGUGUGGAGGCCGGUGCACUCUGCAGACCAGCUUACAAAGCCAGAUGUGGUGCACUCGGAAAGGGACGAGAGGCAGCGUGACUGCUUCCGCUGCCAUCCACUCUGAAUACCUGUUCCAAAGUUUUCCUUCAGACUUGCUGCAGGUACUCAUUUGAACUUUUGAGUUCACUUUUUUUUUUCUAUUCUAAGAAAGUGACUUCAAAAAUACUGAUCAGGACAGAUUAUUUUAUUUUACUUUUUUAUACUCCCUCACUUUCCCCAUUUAACCAAAAAGAAAUCCCAUCCCCCUCCUCCAUUCCUCCUGCUUCUCCCUUUAUGCAAAACUGAAAAUGGCAAUACCUUAUUAUAGCCAUAAUGAUAUAGUGUUUGAGUUGGCUGUGUGUUAUUUGUUUUUUUUUCCUUUUUCUUUUUUCUUUUUUAAAUUAUGAAUAUGUGUAAAAUCUGAAGUAACUUGCUAACGUGAAUGGUCAUAUAACUUUAAAGAUAUAUUUAUAAUUAUUUAAUGACAUUUGGACAUUUGGAACAUUUCUUAGUGUAAUAAUAUGUUGACUUCGGUCUCUAAAAGUGCUUCUUCUUAAAUAACAAGUUUCUUCAGCGGGCUAGAGCCAUAUUGGAAAUAUUGCUAAGCAAUUUCAAUUCCUUCAGGCAUAAUGUGAUUUUAUUUUUGAGGAUAACUCCCAUCUUCAAACACUUUAGAUGUAGUUUGUUUUCAUGAUGUAUGAAGGAAAUGCUGUGUCUCUUUCAGGUGUUUGAUUGCCUCUGACACAGCUUUGCCUUUUAAAGCAAUAAUUAGGGAUUAAAAUAACAAAAACAAAACAAAAACCACCUGUAGCCCUUUAACACUUAAUGUGGCCCCUUUUCUAGCAUGAAAUGCUGGAGACAUGUGGUUUCCUAAUUUCUUCAUUUUGGGGGGUGGGGUGGGAGGGGCCAUUAUGACUCUUGUCAUAUUAAAAAGCCAAGCACAAGUGAUUGGUUGAACUGCAGAAAAGUGUUCUGUGGUCUCAAGAGUUGAGCAAAACUCUAAAUUGCAGGCUUCGUGGUUGAGGGCCUGGUCAGCUGAAAGCCACACGUGUGAUAAAGGCGCAGUCAUGGCAUGUACAGCCUAAGAACACAGACACAUGAGGAGUCUGCACCCAGCAGCCUUACCGCACAGCCAUUCAGGGGAACCCAAAAGUGCCUUAGCCAAGGAGGGCCCCCAGCGGCUUUCCAAGAAGUAGAAUGAAGUCACUGUCCUAGGGGAGCUGGCCAGCCAAAGUAGCAAUCUGUAGCUGGUGUCAGUAGAUACAGAACCUGUGGGGAUCCCCAAGAAGCCCUUGAUAUUGGAGGCUCUCACUAGGGAGGGCCAAGUGAAGAAGGCCAUGUACCCAUUGGUGUCUGCCACUGUGUGUGAAUUUGAGAUCCAGCUCUCCUGGGAGGAUGCCCUGUGAUCAUUCCUGGCACCUCGUGGCCAAUCUCCGAGUAUGACUCCCUAAUCCAAGCUAAGGAUCAAUGACACCACCAGGUCAAUCCCUGCAUUCCUCCUGCACAAAGUGUUUGUGAGUCGGGGGUAGAUUGGGGUGGGGCCACCUACAUUUGAAUCCUGAGUCAUUCUAAGAGUUCUCUGCAGGCUUUUGCCUUCAGCCCCUACACCCCUUUGCUCUCUGCUCCUUCUCAGGUUGACCUUUGUCCCAAUGUGGGACAGUUCAGGGGCAAAUGGGGACCUAUGUGUGCUUCUAACCUGUGUUUUCCUCAGAAUUCAUCCUGACUCCCUCUGAUACAAAUUAAUGGGGGAGGGGGGGGAAGAAACCCACCCUGCACCAAAGCAAAACACUUCGCCUUCUAAAGGUUGUGUACCAAGUAUACACAGAUGGUCAGGCCACCUUUGUGUUUCUUAAGAUGGAAAUCAUCGUAACGGAUGCUAUUUAUUGUUUGUGUGUGGUAGCUUGAAGCACACCACGGUCCACGUGUUUGUCUGAGCAGCAUUUACAAAAGCCAGUGUCUGGUUACACUUUUCAGUUUUCAUUAAUUGACAUGAAAAUGUUACCAUCAGUGCCAGCUGCACCCUAUUUAAUUUUUCUUUAAAAGGCACUAUAUUUGUACAUUAUAUUUUUUAACGUUAAAGGGCUUCUUAAGGUUUACAAUACAGUUAUUAAAGGGACAAGAGGGUGCAUUAGUGCCUAAAUGUUAUUCUAGUGGCUGCAGGCAGCAACCCAGGAACAUUUUUGAAAACAGGUUGUUUCCCUCUGUCCUCCCUUAUUUGGGAAAAAUUCAAGUGCUUUCUUUCCCUGUCAGGCACCUCAUCAGGUGACUCCCGUUACUUAGAACAGUCUUUCUUUGGUUUUGUGUUUUUGUUUUUGUUUGUUUUUGUGGGGACUAGGGUUUAAAAUCCCCCUUCGUCUUCCCUUAUCUCUGAAACUCUUCAUUUGCACUGGGUCACAUGUAUGAUUUGUGGUUUUAAGACCAACACAACGUCUUAUUACUCUUCUGAAACUAUUUGGUACAACCAACCCUCCACUCCACUUCCCGGGCUUAGAUUUAUACGGUUCUCAAAGGAGCACAAACAUGGCUGCGAUUUACGGUGGGAUCCACACAGCCAUAUUAAAACAAAACAAAUCAAAUCAAAACAAAACAAAAAAACCUCUUCAGUUGUCUCAGAAUUUUAAUGUAGGCCACAGUUCCUAACGGGCAUCAUGACUUUGGUGUCAGGCUAGUGAAUGAUGCCAGCCCGUAACAGAAAGACUUAACAGAUUUAACUAGUUUGCCCUCAUCCUUUACUCCAAGACCCUAAGAAAACAGAGAAACAUCUCCACACCAUUAGAGACUGUCCACUGUUGGUUGAGAAGGGAGGAGCCAUGUUGGGGGUUCCCUCUGCUCCAAGGAAAGGCACUGACUGACCUAGUUAUAGACAGUAGUAGCAGAAGCAAUCCCUGCCACGGUAUUUGAGAGAGUAAUAAACAAUAAAAGAUGAUUCUUCCAAACUUUGAAUUUGUUGUUCUUAAAGAAGAUAAUGCAUCUAAAACAAAGAUUUUUUUUCUAUGUGGGAACGUUCUUCGUGUUGUCUGUUUACUUCAUGUUUACAAAUAAUUGUUUGCUUUUUAAUGCAUUACUUUAAAAAUAUAUCAGCCAAAACCAUAACUUACAGUAAUUUCUUAGGUGUUCUGAAUAAAAUUCCAUGUCUUUCGAUAUGCCUACUGUUCUUAGGUUUCUGCAGAACAACAACCAAAAAUUGUAGCAUUUUGUGUAAAUACAGCUUUCGUUCUUAUUUUUUAUUUUUCUGAUUGCUAUUACCCAAGACUUGCUUUCCAUGCACGUAUUGUACAAAUUCUGCUUUGUGCCACAGGUCACGACUGUGGGUGAGUUUACUCUGAACUUCAAAGGGACUAUUUGUAUUGUAUGUUGCAACUGUAAAUUGAAUUAUUUGGCAUUUCCCCCCCUCAUGAUUGUAAUAUUAAUUUGAAGUUUGAAUUUAAUUUUCAAUAAAAAGGCUUUUUUUUCUUUU
Messenger RNA from Apodemus sylvaticus (European woodmouse), 6491 nucleotides. RefSeq names its product RUNX family transcription factor 2 (gene Runx2). Gene Ontology annotation, biological process: regulation of cell differentiation; neuron differentiation; regulation of transcription by RNA polymerase II. Gene Ontology annotation, cellular component: nucleus. The coding region runs from base 1109 to 2662 and encodes 517 amino acids. NCBI's taxonomy places the organism in Eukaryota, Metazoa, Chordata, Mammalia, Rodentia, Muridae. The record is from RefSeq and is a predicted model, not a curated record. The transcript has 7 exons. Gene Ontology annotation, molecular function: RNA polymerase II cis-regulatory region sequence-specific DNA binding; DNA-binding transcription factor activity, RNA polymerase II-specific; ATP binding.